GCAGAAUCUUGAGAUGCGUAACACGAAGACGAAGCAGGCGUGGAUGGUCAUUAAUCAUUCUGUUCAAAUCAAUGUCUCUCCACCAAUCUACGUUCGCAAUAUUCCUGUGGCUGUUCACUAGUGAUUUAUGGCCCUUUGGAUUGUCUAUAAACACCACGGCGCCCGGGCGAGAGGAUGUGCGUUUCGAGAGUUCGAUGCUUUUACAACAAACUGCGCUCAAGAAAUUGGGAGUUCGAGAGAACGAGAUGAAUGCGAUCACGCUGAAGUUUUUCAUGUCCUUGACGUUGAUGUGCUGUGCCACGGCAGAUUUACCAUGUAAUUCAUCGGUCGGUAUAGAGAGUGGCGAUUUACCAGAUCAUUCAUUCCUUGCAUCAUCAUUCAAAGCUGGUCAUUUUCCUUAUCUCGGUCGACUGAACAACAGAAUAAGAAAAAUUAAUGAAACGAAACGAAUAUGGGGUGCCUGGUGUGCGGAUGACGCGAAUAAAAAUCAAUAUAUACAGGUUGACUUAAGAACAGUCCGAAAUGUGACAGGAGUAGCUACCCAAGGUUAUGUCUAUGGAUCUGUCACUUCGUAUCAAAUUAUGUACAGUAUCAAUGGAAAACAAUGGUUUCCAUACAAAGACAAUAGCACAAUGAAGUCCAAGAUCUUCAUGGGCAAUGAACAUAAAGGCAAGAGAGACAAAAUUGUUCGUCAUAAAUUAAACCGACUACUUGCAGCAAGAUAUAUUCGUUUCAACCCGUUAUCAUGGGUCCAAGUUGUGUGCAUGAGAGUUGAUGUCUAUGCCUGUGAACAGCCAGAGGAAGAAAUUCCAACAACACUCCCCACCACUCAAGAAUAUCUAACGCCAACAAACAAUGUUGCUGUUAAAGAAGCUACUGUCAAAAGUGGAAUUUUAGAUGAAAAAAUAACGAAGAUGCCAACAAAAAAAGUCUAUUUGGUUGAAUCGAGUUCUACUGAAUCUACUGAACUUAAAGAUGGACGCAAUUCUGGUAUCACAACCUGCUGUUCCUUUUCCAUUUUGUUCACAUGUCUACUAUUCGUCCUCAGCAAAUUAGACUUAUAGCUUGUAUAGAUUUAAAUUUUUUCCAAAAACAGUCUAAGCUCCAUUGCAAUAAUGAACCGACGAAUGUGGCAGUUGAACGGUGUUAGAAAUAAAACCAUGAAUGCAGAACAAUGCAUAUAAGAUCCGUCGCUUAAUUUCAUUGUGGAAAGAUAUUAAACUUGGGACAAAGAAAGCAGGACUGUAACGCCAUUGGAAUUUUUACUUGAACAUAGAUUGAACAAUGACAGUGUAAAUAUUAUGUUUUUGAAUAUUGAACAAAAAUAAUUAAAUAAAUUUAUAGUAGUAAUAUUCUGUCUUUAUC
Molecule: messenger RNA, 1365 nt
Organism: Dendronephthya gigantea
Lineage: Eukaryota; Metazoa; Cnidaria; Anthozoa; Malacalcyonacea; Nephtheidae
Product: discoidin, CUB and LCCL domain-containing protein 2-like
Exons: 6
Coding region: 72-1064 (330 amino acids)
Source: RefSeq, a predicted model, not a curated record